AGCCUCCAGUUCGGCCCCCUCACUGUAGAGGAACCACAAACCCAAACCCACCGAUCAGCUUAUCCCCUCCGUACUGUGCGAGCAGGAGAGGAACACAGAGGGCGAAGCGCGCCAUUUGGGGGAGAUGGAGGUGAUGCCCUCCUCCCGCUCCGUCCUCUCCUCCUGCAACCGGCUGGUUGCCCCAUCCAGGACGGCAUCCGCGAGUGUCAAGCGCAAGGGAAAGAGAGGAUUAGUAUGUAUAUUGGGUGGUGAGAAGAAGGACGUAGUACAGGAGAGGAUCCGGAGGAGGGCAGCUCUUGCUUGGCUGCUGACUUCGCCGGCGCUGCCGGUGGCAUUCUCGGCCUAUGGGAAGACUAAAAACAUGAACCCUUACGAUGAAAUUCGACUGCUUGAGCAGAAUAAAAAGAUUCAGGAAGCCAACCGUGCCCCAGAUGAUUUCCCAAACUUCAUCAGAGAAGUCUGCCAAUAACUUGAAAAGUAACAUGGAGAUUGUAUCUGUGCUGUUGUAUCUGUGGCUUUUUGGGUGUGGACAUCGACGGUGUGAGUGGGCGGGCUUGUAGCGGUACUAGUUUGCUUCGGAAGUAGUUCUAGUACCGCUGUGCUGAGCGAUGCAUGAUCCAAACGAUUGGGGCUGGUUAGGAAAGGUUGUCACCAGAACCCUUUGUGUGCACUUUGGCCGGUGGCAUAAGCCGAAUGAUCCUCGUGUCGUGUGGGUCCAGGAAUAUCCCCUGCAGGGUGUAUAAACAAUUCGAACUGCCGCGCUUUCGGUCAUGAGAAUACUUCUGUCCAUUUGCAUCAGUCGUAGAGUUUCGAGUAUGGUUUGUGGUUCGGUAUAUGUGAGAUGAUGAUGUUGGUUCUUGUUA
Phragmites australis (common reed) is the source of this 863-nucleotide messenger RNA. RefSeq names its product peptidyl-prolyl cis-trans isomerase FKBP20-2, chloroplastic-like. NCBI's taxonomy places the organism in Eukaryota, Viridiplantae, Streptophyta, Magnoliopsida, Poales, Poaceae. The transcript is spliced from 4 exons. Bases 125 to 469 code for a protein of 114 amino acids. The record is from RefSeq and is a predicted model, not a curated record.